Molecule: messenger RNA, 1209 nt
Organism: Pogoniulus pusillus (Red-fronted tinkerbird)
Lineage: Eukaryota; Metazoa; Chordata; Aves; Piciformes; Lybiidae
Product: SLAM family member 8-like
Exons: 7
Coding region: 31-951 (306 amino acids)
Source: RefSeq, a predicted model, not a curated record
CACGGAGCUGGCAGCGCUGGCACCGAGCCGAUGCCACCCACCCCCCCCGGGCUCCUGCUGCUGGCGCUGGUGGUCGCAGGUCCUGCCCUGCCCUGGCAGGGAGCUGCUGCCAAGCCUCAGGCAGUGGAAGGUGCCCUGGGGGGGUCUGUGCUGCUCUGCCCUCUCCUGCCCCCCAACAAGACAGUGAAGGCAGUGGAGUGGAGCUUCUCGGAUGGUUCUGGUGCCAACAUCCUGCUGGCAGAGCUUGGCCCGGGAGGCUUUCACCGUCCAGAGCCCCAGGACAGGUUCCAGGGCAGGCUGGAGCUGGUGGAGAGCCUGGCACUGAGGAUCUGGGCACUGCAGAGGGGGGACACUGGCACCUACCAGGCUCGGGUCAAACUGGUGCCAGCCCUGCUGGAGGAUCACAGCUUCCACCUCUCUGUCCGUGGGCCAGUGCCAGUGCCAAGGAUCCAGCACCAGCUGCUCUCCCUCACCACCCAAGGGUGCAACAUCAGCCUCCGGUGCUGGGUGCCAGCUGACAGCGAUGCCAAGGUCGCCUGGCAGCAGGGGGCACCGUGGGGACAGCUGGGUGAGGACAACCAGACUUUGCACCUGGCUGUGCCCAGCAGUGCCCUCGAUGCCAGCUACACCUGCGUGGCCUGGAACUCCAUCCAGCAGCAGAACAUCUCUGCCCACCUGGGCAGCCUGUGCCAGCCCCUGGGGACAGGUGGCUGGUUCAGGUGGCAUCUGUGCCUGGUGGUGCUGGGCCUGCUCCUGGGCACCCUGCUUGGCAUCUUCUGCCUCUGGAGGAAGAAGAUGAGGAAGAAAAGGCCCAGGGAAGCCAGCAUGGAUGCCCCACAGGAGCUUUCUUAUGCCUUGGUCCAGAGGGCAAACACCUCGGGGACAGCUGAGCUGCCCCACUCCACCACCAUCUACAGCCAGGUUCAGUCCCGUCCCAUGGUGCUCACCUGACCCCCCCAUGGCUGGAUGGGGACCACCGAGGCAAGAGGCAGGAGCAGCCUGGGGGCGAUGGAUGCUCAGCAGGGCCCUGCCCUGUGCCCUCCCUGCGCUAUGGACCCCCAGGCUCCAGAGGCUCCUACAGGGCUCUGCAGGGGCCAUAGGGUCCAUAGGGUCCAUAGGGUUCCAUAGGCUCCUAUAGGCUCCUGCAGGCUCCAGAGGCUCCUAUAGGGCUCUGCAGGGGCCAUAGGGUCCAUGGGGUCCAUAGGGUUC